AUGCCACUGGACGGCAGCAGCAGAAGCGAGGAGACGGAAGACAUCUCAAACCCGGGCGCGGCUGGAGUGAACAAACAGCUUAAAGGCUCUCACUGUUCAUCUCUUACUAUCAUCAUCGCCCUCGCUUUCUCUGGCAUUGUUGUGUUUUGUUGCUUUGUCACAUAUGUUAUCGCAGAAGCUCGUUUUGAAACUAUUUCGCAAAGGUCUACCAAAAUAUGGGCAUUUACCAAAAGCAUCCUUGACACCGGAGAGAAAGGUGAAUUCUCGACAACUGUCAUCCUUAAUCGAUCAACGGACAAGAAGUCGGGAACUCCUGAUGGAUCCACCAAAGGAGUUACAUCAAAGCCUACUGUGCCUGCGUCAAAUUCGGAAAACUUCCGUCUUCCUACAACGAUGAAACCAUCCACAAGUGAUCGGGAUUCCAUAUGGGUUCGAAUGAAUUUAUGGAUCCGUUUAUUAUCAACAAAAUGUCUGGUAUUCAUCACAAGAUUAUUAGGAAUCACUCCUGGCACAGCAGAAACAAGGAGUCCCCUCGAUCUACCUGCGUUUAAGGGCGGGCUCAGAGACGCUUUUGGCCUUUGGUUGGCCCAGUAUCCACCAUUUUCACUGCUUUUCGUAGCAUCGCCGCUAACCGGUAAUGAUUCCUAA
Molecule: messenger RNA, 648 nt
Organism: Necator americanus (New World hookworm)
Lineage: Eukaryota; Metazoa; Nematoda; Chromadorea; Rhabditida; Ancylostomatidae
Exons: 4
Coding region: 1-648 (215 amino acids)
Source: RefSeq, a predicted model, not a curated record